Actinia tenebrosa (Australian red waratah sea anemone) is the source of this 1800-nucleotide messenger RNA. RefSeq names its product cilia- and flagella-associated protein 90. The record is from RefSeq and is a predicted model, not a curated record. Lineage: Eukaryota; Metazoa; Cnidaria; Anthozoa; Actiniaria; Actiniidae.
CAGCACGAGCUGGUUUCUUGCCGUCCGCCAUUUUAGAUUUAGGAGUCUUAAAACUAAGUAUUCUAUAAUUGGAGCAAGUCCUUCGGUUUUAGUGAAUCAAAAGGCGAAGAUUAGUAGAAUAAUACCGACAUUAAGAGUCUAUUCAUAGUUAAUUAUUAAUAUUAUUGCUAUGGAAACGCCCAUAAAGAAAACCGAGAGAUAAAAAGUGUUUACCGCCGACAUUUUGAAGGCGACACGAAAGAAUCAUGUCUGAAAUGGUUAGAGGAUUCAAUUUUUCUUAUUAUCCCAAAGACGAAGAAGUUCAAGAAGCUCUUGAUACUCUCAAACCUAUUGGAAUACUUUCAAAGGCUUAUAAUCAACAUCAGCUGAAAAAACAGAAACGAGAGGAAAGCAUACGAAAUAAUCACAUUGUAACUCAAGGAGAGGAAGCUGUGUCUAGUUCAUGGAAAAUCACGAGGCYCGAACCACUCGACUUGAAUCAAGAUACGAGUUACUUCAAGGCAAAGACGAAGCACGAAAAACCCUCGACAUACGACCGAAUAAACAGUGUAGUGGUGGGUUACAAUCAGAAAUUACACAGGGAUGACCGUGAGCAUGCUAAAUCGAGAGGACUGAACGUGAAUCGAGAGGAAACAGCUUUAAAAGUUCCGGCCCUCUCAUCAUCUGUUUAUGGCCAUCCUUCCCGCCGUCCUUUAGAAUUCCAAGACCGAAAGCACGUACGAGUUGAACUAUGCAAGAAAGACUUCUUAAGACUCAAUGGCACCCUGAUAUCGAACGAUCCUGAUCUUCAUUAACCUAGCCUAUAUUUAUCAUAAGUAGACAGGUAAGACUAGGUAGCUAUUCUUACGAAAACCAUGAGGCAGCGGACUCAAUGACUAGCUGGUCAAAAUGACUUAGGGUGGGAGGGGUGGAGAAUGUGUUGCGUCAAAACGAUUGAAAAGCGAGGGUUACUGAAUAGUGGCGCUUUGCAGUGCCUUUGAUGACAUUAUAUCGACUUUCAAAAGUUCUUUAAGCAGGCACCUAUAGCAUUUAAGUUAGUCGUACAUAGGAAAACAGUGGCACUCCAGGGAUUUAUAGAAGUGUUCAUUACAUGAUUUCUCAAACUUUCGAUAAACAUUUCUACCCUCCCAUCCCCCCACCCGUUCGAAUUUCUGCCAUCAGUGCCAAAGAUAUAGUCAUUAGAAUGUUGUUGCGCAUAGAAGGCAUUGGCGAAUUUUUAAGGUUUUAUCAAGAUUUUAGACAUAGGUUACCCCUGACACUAGCUAUUCUUCUGUUAUUUUCCCUUUUCAACUUUCUCCCUUUCUUCUCUUUCCUUUAUUCGCCAUUUUCACUUCCCCGUAAUACCCUUCGCUAUCUAAUACACGACUUCACCCUUACUUCAAUAGACGCUUAAAAGAACUCGAAUUGGUGAGAUGAAUGACUUUGACACAAAAUAUCGUACUGUGUAGACUUUGUUUACUAAUUAGGCCUUACUGACCUCGCUUCCAUUCAAUUGUCCCCGAGUUUGGCGGCCAUUUUUGAUAGUCGUGUAUGACGUCUAAUUUAAAGUUUUCACUUCACAUUGUGGGAAUUUGAAAAUGGCGAAUCUCUUUCUGUUUUCCUUCUUGUCCCCCUUCUCCUCUGUUCCUUCUUUUCCUAUUUCCCAUUUCUCAUACAAAAUCACAACGCAGCUAUUCACAUUAAUUCCACUGGAUUUUAACUGGUUCAGUCAGGAGGUCCAAUGCCACAAAUUCAAAUAUCUGGAAUUUACGUAGUUUUAUACCUUGCUAAAAUUAGAAUUAAAGCUUUGCAAGUUAAUGA